Molecule: messenger RNA, 2099 nt
Organism: Porites evermanni
Lineage: Eukaryota; Metazoa; Cnidaria; Anthozoa; Scleractinia; Poritidae
Source: the annotation of a GenBank genome assembly
AGCCAAAUCUGCCCAUCCGACAAUCCUUUUAAGCGAAGCUAUGUUCGUAUAAAGACCUUCGAUGGAAAAUACUGGCAUGCCAUACCUUCGGACAGUCUUUCAGGAAGUUGUUAUACCGACAAUUCUUUGUGUGUUAAAACGAGAUGCUGUGGUAGCAAGCCUUCUGUUGGCCAAAGGGACAUUACUGAACCUGGUAGACGAACCAUAUUUAAAGUUCACUGCGAACGUAAUAUGUGGUACAAAGGAAAGGGAGGUCAUGUGGUGAUGUUCGAAUUGCUCAACUAUGACGUAAGAACGUUUACAGCUUAUACCCUAGCAGUGCAUUCCUGUCACUUCACUUUUCACUAAAUAAAACCUUUAUGCCCUAAUAUCCACAAGCAAAUCCUCCAGACUGAUCUCAAUACAUUUCCUUAAAGAAUUGGUUGGGAGAAUUUGAUUAAAGGUCAAAGCAUUUUGGUAUUGUUAUACGAAAUUGAUGUUUGUCACUCUCGGGACUUAAAGGAUUAAUAGUGGAGCUCCAAGCGCGCAAAGAAAAUUUGGUAAUCCAUGAUUAUCCAUCCAUCCCAGAAAUUUUGGUAAUCACGUGACCAUACUCCCGACCGACCGUCCGUCCGUCCGCACCACAGCCACACCAAUGUAAAGUAACUCAAUUAAAAGGUAGCCACAGGCAACUCGAGGUGUUGGAGCGGAAAAUCGCCACCCGGACUCUUAGAGAGAAAAAACAACAACAAAGUCGAGUCUUUUUCGACGAAUUUCGUCGGAAGAAAACAUGAAAAUUUCAAAGCCGUUUCAAAAGCCAAACAUUUCAAGUCAGAUUUAUAACUACAGAACAAGAUCUGUCUCUAGCGACUCGUUUUAUGUUAAUUAAGUUCUCUAGAACCGAUAAAAUGUAUGCCUUUUUCACGAGAAACGGUGCCCAAAUUUGGAACUAUAUUCCUUAUUCGAUGAAAAUACUUAAAUGUUCCUCCUUUCGUAAAAAAAUAAAGGAAUUAUUACUAUUUCUUGCGGUCAGAAGAUGAUUAUGUCGAAGUCUCCCGUCUAAUUAAGUUAUUUAAUACUUUAGGUUAGCCUCUCUUCGUAACCGUUAUGUACUUGCCUUGUUUUAUGUUAGUUUAUUUUAUUUACUGUAUAGUAGUGUCUUUACUGUUAUUUAGUCCAUUUAUAGAUAAACCUUGUACUUGUAAUAUGUCUUCAGUUCCUCCCGCCUCGAUUAGUUUAUAAGCUAUUUUUUAAAAAAAAAAAAAAAGCGGCGGUGAGAAAAUAAGAAAUGCUAGCGGCCAGCCAAGUGAAAAUGAGCGACAAAAAAAUAAAAGAGAACGGGAACACAAUGCAAGCAACAACAUUUUGGGUGAGCACAUACGACAAUUCCCCCAAAAAAGAAUAAUGUGUAUCUAGGAAGUGUAUAUAGUGCCGGAAAGGCGUGAUAAUCUUGUAGCGAGUUUUAGAUCGUGAGUUUAGGAUUUGCAACUAGGUUGUACAAUCACUGCAUUUGUUCCUAAGAUACGAAACCUUCCUUAUCAUUGUUUCUCUUCACCCAGUCUAGGGUCGGAGUGUAGCAAAACUCCAUACUUUCAAGUAAAUCUUUAGAAAGAACCUGGGAUAAAAUUACAAUGUGUGGAUGAGUGCGUUUUCAUCGCUUGUUUUAGCUCGGAAGUAGAAUUUUAUUGAUUUCGCUUUUAAAAUUACAUUUUAAAGUCCAAGAAUAGUUUUCAAUGGUCUAUAACGUUAUGAAAACAUAAAAAAAUCUUGAUAUUCUUCAUUUAACAUAGGACAACGGGCGCUCAAAAUACUAUUUGUGUAACGCAGACGACGUGUCCGAAGUAUUCCCAAAGCAUUUUGCAACUCAAGAUAUUAACAACAAUUUUGGCCAGUGUAUGUGGAUUCUUCAUCAGUAUCGAGGAUCGGUUGUGGGUCUGGAACCGUUAGUCGUUUGGAAAUGGACGAGUUUUGACGACAAUGGCUAUGGCCUCGUGAGGCACGGACUGUAUAAAAGUGGCUUUCUUUGGUCCGAGACAGACACGGGUGUUAAAGUGGAGGAUCGCCCCACGCCCUACUUUGAUGACACUUAUACCCUGGAAAUGGGUAAGUUGAUGAUAUGA